Anopheles stephensi (Asian malaria mosquito) is the source of this 1329-nucleotide messenger RNA. Its product is annotated as GTP-binding protein 10 homolog. The transcript is spliced from 4 exons. Bases 112 to 1263 code for a protein of 383 amino acids. NCBI's taxonomy places the organism in Eukaryota, Metazoa, Arthropoda, Insecta, Diptera, Culicidae. Gene Ontology annotation, cellular component: mitochondrion. The record is from RefSeq and is a predicted model, not a curated record. Gene Ontology annotation, molecular function: GTPase activity; GTP binding; magnesium ion binding.
UUGCUCCUGUCAGCGAGGAAACGUCAAAUCGGAUGUAAACAAACGUGGUCAAAACAAUCCAGCGUUGCCGGCUCAGAUUUUUCAUUUCGCUAUGCGAUUUUGCUAAGAAAAAUGGUGUUUAUACAAAAUUAUCUGCUAAAAUCGGUUAAUAAGCCCAUCCGUAGCUAUCUCCGAAGCCGCUUUCUCGACACACUACGGUUAACAACAAAAGGUGGCCACGGUGGGAAUGGUCUACCCAAGUACGGUGGGGUCGGUGGCCAAGGUGGUGCCGUUUAUUUUGUCGCCAAAGAAGGAAAAUCGCUUCGUGACGUAGUGAAAAAAUAUCCAGCCAAACGUGUCGUCGCUGGAAACGGGGAGGAAAGCUCGAAGGCGCGCAUUCUCGGUCGCAGAGGGCUGGAUCAAAAAGUGGAAGUGCCCGUAGGUAUACGGGUUUUGGAUCAAGAGACGGGAAUCAUUUCCGAGCUAGAUGAAGAGGGCAAAUCGUACCUGGCUGCUGGUGGUGGCAGUGGUGGUUGUGCUGGCAAUUCAUUUCUCGGCAAACCGGGCCAGCUACGUACCGUUACGCUCGAUCUGAAACUGAUUGCAGACGUUGGACUGGUGGGUUUCCCGAAUGCGGGCAAAAGCACACUCGUGAAGGCGAUCUCGAACGCUUCCCCAAAGAUUGCUUCUUAUCCAUUCACCACAAUUCGACCCCAGAUUGCCACGAUAGAGUACGAAGACUACCGGCAAAUAACGAUAGCCGAUCUGCCGGGGUUGAUAGAGGGAGCGCAUGCAAACUUCGGAAUGGGACACAAGUUCCUCAAGCACGUCGAACGUACCAGACUGUUGCUCAUCAUCGUGGACGUGUUUGGGUUUCAGCUUAGUCAACAGCACCGCAAACGAAACUGUCUCGAGACGAUAUACGCUCUAAACAAGGAGCUGGAGCUAUACGACAAAGCGCUGCUCGAUAAACCGUGCGCUCUCAUAAUCAACAAAAUGGACAAAGAAGGCGCGGUGGAAGAAAUAUGUAAAUACGAACAAUACUUCCACUCGCUAGAAGAGGGUCUAAAACUUUGCCCCGAAGAGUUAACACCCACCAAGCUGCUCUCGAUAGACACCGUCAUACCGAUUUCCGCCAAAAGUAUGAAGGAAAUCGAAAAGGUAAAGCAAGAAGUGCGAACCAUACUCGACCUCAAGGCCGAAGAAAUGCUGCAGGAAGAAUCGACGGAUAGAAACGAGCAGCUCCAGCAAAAGCUAAGCGAACGAGGUCCUAAAGUUGUAUAAAGUGAACGGCAUUCAGAGUAUGAAUAUAUUUCUAGCUGUUUUAUAGACAGUCGAAUAGCGAAAGGA